AUGAGCGACACCGCCAGCAACGAGGCCUCGUCGCCAACAUUCGAGAAGCCCGUGAGGACCAGCUCCUCCGGCCCCCAGAUCCAGCGGAAUGCCAGCACCAAGCAGCUAAAGCUGAUGAACGGCCCCCUCUACCAGCAAGGCCACAACAACGUCAACGUUGUGCUUAUCCGAAGAGUCAGGAGGACAGACGACAGCGCCUGGAAGAUGCUGAGCCGCUGGAUGGUUGAGAACCAAGUCGGCCUCUCUUUCAACCUCCUGGCCCUCCUCUUUCUCGCCCACUUCUUCAUCCCAAAGGCGCAGCCUCACACGGUCAAGUUCUUCACUCUGUCCUACUACAACCAAGAAACUGGCCUGUAUGGCGCCGGCCUCGGUGACUCGAGUCUCCUCGCCUUCUGCAUCGUCCUCUUCACCGGCCUGCGCGCCGCCACCAUGGAAUACGUGCUGGCACCCUUGGCCAAGGGUUGGGGCAUCAAGAAGCGCAAGGACCUCACCCGCUUCAGCGAGCAGGCCUGGCUGCUGAUUUACUACAUGGUUUUCUGGCCCCUGGGCAUGUACAUCUACAAGUCGUCUCCCUACUGGCUGAACCUCCGCGAGCUGUGGACGAACUGGCCCCAGCGUGAGCUUUCCGGCCUGACCAAGUUCUACAUCCUCGCGCAGUGGGCUUUCUGGCUGCAGCAGAUUCUUGUCAUCAACAUUGAGGAGCGUCGCAAGGACCACUGGCAGAUGUUCACCCACCACAUCAUCACCUGCACCCUGAUCUCCGCCUGCUACAGCUAUCACCAGACCCGCGUCGGAAACCUCAUUCUUGUUCUCAUGGAUGUUGUUGAUCUCUUCUUCCCUCUCGCCAAGUGCCUCAAGUACGUCGGGCUGAACACUCUCUGCGACUUCAUGUUCGGCGCCUUUGUCCUGUCGUGGUUGGUGGCCCGCCACGUCUUCUACCUGAUGGUGUGCUGGUCCAUCCACACCCACAUCCCCGAGGAGAUCCCCGACUCGUGCUACACCGGCCAACACCCCAACCUGGACGGACCGCUGCCCAUCCCCGAAGGCAAGAGCUGGAUGCUGGAGCCUUUCUACAAGACGGACGGCAUCGUAUGCUGGAACUCCACCAUCCGCUGGUCCUUCCUCUCCGCUCUUCUUGUUCUGCAGGUCAUUACCAUUGGAUGGUUCUUUAUGAUUCUGCGUGUUGUCAUGAAGGUCCUUCGCGGCGGAAACGCCGAGGACACCCGCAGUGACGAUGAGGGCGAGGGCGAGGAGGAGGAAGACUACGUCUACGAGGAGGCGCAGGCUCUGGAGGAGGAGGUUGGCGUUGAGGACAUCGACCUCAAGAGCUGGGAGCGGAGAACGGGCAUAAAGAGGCAGGCAAGCUCCUCGGGCGUCAGUCUGCCGGGCCACAGCGAUCGCAAAGAGCUGCUUGGUAGAAUCGGCUGCGAGAAGCAGGUCGACUAA
This is a messenger RNA of Colletotrichum higginsianum IMI 349063, 1446 nucleotides long. Its product is annotated as TLC domain-containing protein. Gene Ontology annotation, cellular component: membrane. The record is from RefSeq and is a predicted model, not a curated record. NCBI's taxonomy places the organism in Eukaryota, Fungi, Ascomycota, Sordariomycetes, Glomerellales, Glomerellaceae. Gene Ontology annotation, molecular function: sphingosine N-acyltransferase activity. The transcript is spliced from 4 exons. Gene Ontology annotation, biological process: ceramide biosynthetic process. Bases 1 to 1446 code for a protein of 481 amino acids.